Cryptomeria japonica (Japanese cedar) is the source of this 2229-nucleotide messenger RNA. RefSeq lists its product as uncharacterized. The coding region runs from base 598 to 1878 and encodes 426 amino acids. The transcript has 14 exons. Lineage: Eukaryota; Viridiplantae; Streptophyta; Pinopsida; Cupressales; Cupressaceae. The record is from RefSeq and is a predicted model, not a curated record.
AAUAUGGUCUGUGAUGACAGAUGGCAUAGUUAGGGUGACGCACCUGUUAUUCUAACCGUUUGAUGCGGUUAUCAGAACUGAUCCUGUAGAGAGAAGCAGUGAACAAUCUGUUUACAAAUUCCUGGUAGUAACUAACUUCUAUGCUUAUGACACACCAUCUCAAAUAUAGAUUUGACGACAGUUUGAUUUAAAAAUAUCACCGAGAUCUUGGUGAUCAGGAGCUAAGGGUUUAGGGUUUUGGAGGGUCUAUCAGUAACAGCAGCUAUUACUUAACAAUCAUGGUGGUAGUCAAAUUAUAAUACCAUAAACAGAGAUUGAAUUCUCCGCUUGGGACCUGAGAUUUUUCCAUUUUUUACCGGAAAGCUAGUGGAGGGUUUUGGGAUUUAGGAUUUUGAUGGUGUAUCAGCAACGGCAUGUGUUUUUGAUAGUGUAUAAGGUCAUAGUACCUAAUAGAAAUUUUCAGAUCUCUUGGAGUUUGAAUGUGCAUUCUGCAGCAGGUACUUAAGCUUCUGGGUGUGACUUUUUCGGACAGGAUUUGAGGCUGAUUAGGGUUUAGGUAUUGGAUGCAAUAUAUUAUCAAGGUUUGCCAAAUUGGAUAUGGGGAUUUUGAAAAGCCCAAUGCCUGUUUGUCCUGCUGGCAAGAAGUGCCUGAGAUGGGCACAAGUGUACUUGAAGGACUGUGUGUGCAGUUCACGAGAUGUGAUUUCUUUUUCACUUGGUUUGAUCAGUGUUCUAAGCUGGGGAAUUGCAGAGGUGCCUCAGAUUAUCACAAAUUACAAGGAGAAAUCUACAGAGGGUAUGUCCCUUACGUUUCUAAUGACAUGGGUUAUAGGAGACUUACUCAACCUCUUUGGGUGUUGGCUUGAACCAGCAACUCUGCCUACACAGUUCUACAUGGCCAUGUUAUACACUGUCACUACUAUGGCACUACUUUCACAGGCUUUGUAUUACGGCUACAUGCAUAAGAGGGUGGAAGCAAAGAUCAAGAGAUUCCUUUUGUGGGUUGAAACCAAAAGAGAGGCAUUUCACUUGAAGGAAGAACCAAAAGAGGAUGCAUCUAAGCUCAAUAUGGAUGAAAAAACAACUGAUUUAUCUGUGGCGAAACCUGCAUCAACUUCACCAAUACCUGUUGCAUCCUCACAAUUAGCUGGACAUAUAUAUACUGGAAGAGACUUAUAUUAUAUGUCAGCAAGAUCUUUAGCAAGAAGUCAUACGCCUACAGCAGGUUCAUUUAUUGCACAAAUCCGUGGGUCUUGGCCAAGGACAAGUAUAGGUUUGAUCGUGGAUGAAGAAAGUCCAGUUGACAACGACACAUUGACCAGUCUUCUACCUGCCAACUCCUCUGUUCCCCCUAAAUCAAAGUCACUGUUUUGUGCAGCAGGGGCAACAUUCUUUCUUGGUGCUCUGAACUUGCAUUUACCUUGGUUUAAAAAAUCAACUGCUCUUUCUGGUGAUAUGAAGGUGUUUGUUUUACGUCAUGGGCGAAAAUUGUUGGAGGAAGCAAAUGGCUUUAACCAGAGUCCAAUGCAACAAGGUGAAUGGUCUAGUAUGAUUGGAACUUAUAUGGGAUGGAUGAUGGCUGCUAUUUAUAUGGGUGGACGGCUUCCACAAAUUUUUUUAAAUAUAAAGCGGGGUACAGCUGAGGGCCUAAAUCCACUCAUGUUCAUGUUUGCUAUCAUAGGAAAUGCAACAUACGUAGGAAGUAUUCUCAUAAGAAGUACCGAAUGGGCUAAGUUAAAGCCAAACAUGCCAUGGCUUGUGGAUGCUGGGGUUUGUGUUCUAUUAGAUUGCUUUAUUAUUGCCCAAUUCAUCUAUUUUCGUUCUCAAAAACCAACUGACCAGGAAGAUGGUGAUGAACCUUAUGAAGCAUGUGAUUAAAGUUUCUCAAAGCAACUGACAUAUUUGGGUCUCUUCUGGCUGGUUGGAUUUGUGGAUCGACCUGGAUUAAUUUUAACUUCAAUCAAUAAGAGUGAGAAGGUGGAUUUUUCACCAAAUGGAAGAUUUCAUCUUUGAGGCAACUGUAAAAUAUAUAUUCCGGAAGUUAGACUUGUUAGUUUGAUGGUGGUGAGAGAGCAAUAGGAUUGUAUUUCUUAACGCUCAGGUUUUAUGUAAUAAAUGGUAUGCAAAUCUCUACAGAACAAAGCAAUGCUAUUUUGGUAAAUUAGUAUUUGUAAUCCAACAUGCUAAUCAGAUUUUAUUAAUGUUAAUUGCUUAUGGACAAUAUUUUGG